AUGGCGUCCUCCACGUCCCAUCCUCUGGAACAGCGACCCGUCCCCGCGCCGUCGAACCCCGUCCUCCUGUCGAAACAGGCCCAAUGGCUCUUCACGGAUGAGGAGCUCACGCGAUCGCCGUCCUUGCUGGACGGGAUGAAGCUGGAGGCAGAACACAUGAGCCGCAGCAAGGGUGUCAAUUUCAUCAUGCAGGUAGGCAUCAUGCUGAAGUUACCGCAGCUCACCCUUGCCACCGCCGCCGUGUACCUGCACCGGUUCUUCAUGCGCUUCAGCAUGGUCGAUCUGCCCCAGCGGCCGGGCAUGCACCCCUACCCCAUCGCAGCCACGGCCCUGUUCCUAGCCACCAAGGUCGAAGAGAAUGUCCGGCGCAUGCGCGAGUUGGUCAUGUCGUGCUGCCGGGUAGCCCAGAAGCAGCCCAAUCUGCAGGUGGACGAGCAGUCCAAGGAAUUCUGGAAAUGGCGCGACACAAUCCUGCACCACGAGGAUCUGCUGCUGGAGGCGCUCUGCUUCGACCUGCAGCUCGAACAGCCCUACCGCAUCCUCUACGACCUCAUCUGUUUCUUCAACGUCAGCGAGCACAAGCCGCUCCGCAACGCCUCGUGGGCCUUCGUCAACGACUCCAUGUUCACCCCCCUCUGCCUCCAGUUCACGGCCCGCACCAUCGCCGCCGCCGCGCUGUACGCCGCCGCACGGCACUGCGGCUUGGCCUUCGAGGACGACGCCCUCGGCCGGCCGUGGUGGGAGCAGGUAGACGUCGACCUGGCGCAGGUGCGUCGCGCGUGUACGAGAAUGGCGCAGCUCUACGAGAGCAAUGCCUCGCAAAGACAUAGCCAGUACUACCCGACCACCCCUAUCAUCUCGGACGAGGGCGCUGAGAAGACCAGGAUCCCGCACACGGGCAGCCCCUCCGCUUCUUCUUCUCUUGGUGCGCCAACGACGGCGACGGCGGACGGCGCCGUCAACGGACGAAAACGGUCCAGGGACCCUGAAGACAGGAGUGCCAGAGAUCACCCUUCUGAACAUGCCCCUGGUCCUUUGAACGGGGACCGCUCUCCCAAACGUCAGCGGAUGGGCUCGUCUUCCGAGGCUCCUCCCCAUUCCUCUUCUUCUUCCUUCUCCCAUGAUCGAUACCCACCCAUCAACGGCCAUCCUCCUGCUCCCUCUUCUUCCUCUCACCGCAUUCCCCACUCCCACCCCCACCACGAGAGUGACUCCCACCCCAGCUCAACAUCCCAAGGCGCAAGACGACCCAUGGACCCAAUCCAGCGCCAAAUCGACGAGAUCGUCCAACGAAACCUUUCUCACGGGGAGACCGAGACCGAGAUCGAGAUCGAGACAGGGACUACGACCGAGACUCCUCAAGACGCGUCCCAGACCGAUAUCGCAGAAGCGGAAGCGGAGGCGGCCCAGACUGGGACUACGACGACCGAAGCCGCCGCCGACGGUCCUCAACUGGCGGACGAAGAGGGUCGUCUUCAUUCGAUGACCAUGUCUCUGCUACAUCCGGUGGACAUCAUCCACCACCAUCACCACCACCACCUCCUCCUCCUCCCUCGUCCGGCCCACCAACGGAUACGCCUCCUCCGCCGCCACCACCACCACCACCAUCACAGCAGCCACAGCCACCUCCAGCACCACCGGAGGGAGGAGCAGAUGCAGAUGAAGAACUUCCUUGUGCCGCUGCUCUGCUUGACGGCCACGUCGUCCGCGUUAGCAGUUUCUCCCGAUAACACUGCUGUUGAAGAAAGUGGACUGCAGAAGAGAAACCCAGUGGCUAUCGUUGGAAUGUUUAUUGAGUUGCUUCGGGGUACCCAGAUCAUCGGACGAACCAAGGGUCGCUUGAAUAAAGUGGGCGGCGGCCCGGCCAGCCCUUAUGAGGCAGAGUCUGGGAAUUGUCUGAUGUACAUCUCUACCCAGGGUGGGGGAAAUUGCAACGUGAAUACAACUCCUGGUAAGAGCACUGGGCUAGACGCAGAUCCUACUAAGCAUGAUGGAGACUGGAAUGUCUGCUGGUGGGAUGACAAGGCCAAAAUGUCUGGAAGACAAUUCUUUACCGACCCUGGUAUUGGCAAAUACAGUAUUGUCUUCACAGCCAAGGAUCAGGACAUAGUAAAUGAGGAGAUUGAAGGGACUGAAGCCUGUGGUGGAGAGGGUAUUUGCAAUCCUCAAGUUACCUUUUACCGGGAUGGAUAUAAUAUUGUUCUGAACACCUGGCAAUCCGACGCUGGGGAUGUGAAUAUGGAGUAUGGUCAGGGACUAUGCUCAGGCGGUGUCACUGAUGCAUAUAAGAAGGGCGGUAUGGAAUUUGGGUAUACCUGUGCUGUGCCUUGCGAGGGUGACGAGGGUCUUCCUGAUGAUUCGCGCUUUUAA
Aspergillus candidus is the source of this 2370-nucleotide messenger RNA. RefSeq names its product putative cyclin. Lineage: Eukaryota; Fungi; Ascomycota; Eurotiomycetes; Eurotiales; Aspergillaceae. The coding region runs from base 1 to 2370 and encodes 789 amino acids. The transcript is spliced from 7 exons. Gene Ontology annotation, molecular function: cyclin-dependent protein serine/threonine kinase activator activity. Gene Ontology annotation, cellular component: cyclin/CDK positive transcription elongation factor complex; nucleus. Gene Ontology annotation, biological process: positive regulation of DNA-templated transcription, elongation; regulation of transcription by RNA polymerase II. The record is from RefSeq and is a predicted model, not a curated record.